CCGAAGGAGGAACUUCAUGACACAUCCACAGAAGAAGCAACACGCGCUGACCGUCCCUGCGCACACUAACAUUGUGUAGCAAUGUAAUGAACAGCUGCCCGACUUUGAAAGCUCCGUUUUUAUAUAAUUUAUUUUGAAUAGCUCAGCCAUGUCCGGAGCGUUAGCAAGGCUGCUCUUCUACCCGACUCUAGCCUACAAUGUUGUGAUGGAGAAGGUGACGUCGAGACGGUGGUUUGACAGAGUGGACGAGACCGUGAUCCUCGGAGCGCUGCCCUUCAGAUCCAUGACCGCACAGCUGGUGGAAGAAGAAAAUGUUCGAGGGGUUAUCACCAUGAAUGAGAUGUUUGAGACCAAAUAUUUCUGUAACUCAGCUGAGGAGUGGCGGGCUGCAGGGGUGGUGCAGCUUAGGUUGAGCACCGUUGACCUCACCGGCGUUCCCAGCCUGGAGAACCUGCACCGAGGCGUGGAGUUUGCCCUGCAACACCGAGAGCAGGGAACCAGCGUGUACGUCCACUGCAAGGCUGGACGCUCCCGCAGCGCUACGCUGGCUGCUGCAUACCUCAUUCGGUUACACUGCUGGACUCCAGAGGAAGCCUGUCAGAAGCUGGCGUCCGUUCGACCGCACAUCCUGGUGCGCUCCGCUCAGCUGGACAUGCUGAGGAAAUACUACCAGCAGGUGUGUGAACCGUCCAGCUGAGAACGCAGGGCGGCCGCUCAGACCUCAUUAUGUUCCUACAGCAGCUGGAAGACUGGACUCAGAGCUCCGUACAAUCCUCCAUGUCAGAAUGUUUACCCACAGAAAAUAAAUACCAAACUAUUUGUUUUUCCCCUCUACAUUUCUAAAUUAAAUUCUCAUGAGUUUUCUGGAAAAUGGCAAUGUUUCUGUAGUUAAUUCACAACAUAUAAGUUUAGAUUUAUGUUAAAAGAAAUGUAAACAAAAUCUCAUCCUGUCAUCUUGGUUCAGCCAAAAGCAGUUUCAAGCAAGACAACAUUGCCAUACUGUUUGACCAUAAUAAUAAACACUUUUAUUAAUCAAA
Micropterus salmoides (largemouth bass) is the source of this 1037-nucleotide messenger RNA. RefSeq names its product protein tyrosine phosphatase mitochondrial 1 (gene ptpmt1). Bases 149 to 697 code for a protein of 182 amino acids. Gene Ontology annotation, molecular function: phosphatidylglycerophosphatase activity; protein tyrosine/serine/threonine phosphatase activity; phosphatidylinositol-4,5-bisphosphate 5-phosphatase activity. Gene Ontology annotation, biological process: protein dephosphorylation. The record is from RefSeq and is a predicted model, not a curated record. The transcript has 4 exons. Lineage: Eukaryota; Metazoa; Chordata; Actinopteri; Centrarchiformes; Centrarchidae.